Aphidius gifuensis is the source of this 5193-nucleotide messenger RNA. It is a transcript of the gene SNF4Agamma, whose product is annotated as dentin sialophosphoprotein. The transcript has 15 exons. The record is from RefSeq and is a predicted model, not a curated record. Bases 636 to 3971 code for a protein of 1111 amino acids. NCBI's taxonomy places the organism in Eukaryota, Metazoa, Arthropoda, Insecta, Hymenoptera, Braconidae.
ACCUACAAGCACCAAAACAGGCUGACCGCGCGACCGCGACGGGGGCGCAUUUUCGCUGCCUGUAGUCUUAACAAUUUUUUUUUUUCCCAUCAAUAAAUUAAUUAAUAAUAUUUUCUUACACAUAUUUUAUAUAUUAUUAUUAAAUAAUAAAUAAAAUAAUAAUAAUUAUUAUCUACUCGCGAGUGUGUAAGUGUGUUUGUGUGUAAAUUUUUUUAAUAUAAAAAUAAUUUUUUUUUUUUUUUUUCAUUUCUUUUUAUUACAACCACAAAUCAAAGUGAAAAUUUUUUUAUAAUUUUAUUUAUUUAUUUAUACCUAUAAUACCUAUUUCAUUUGUUGAUUUUAUUUUAAUUUUUUUUAUUGUUUAAUUUUUUAAUUGUCGUUAGUAUAAUAAUAAUAAUACUAUUAUUAUUAUUUUUGAGUGAUAUAUAUUGUGCCUAUAUUUUACAACAAAAACAACAACAACAACAACAACAACAACAAUAAUAAUUAUUUGUUAUUAUUUGUGUGUGUGUGUGUGAUAUACCUAAUAAUUGAAGGUUAAUUUUAUUUAAAAUAUAUUUGUCAUAAAAAGAGUGACAGAAAAUUAUUUAUUUAACUGCAAGUGACGCCUGCAGUCAGCUGUUUUGAUUUUAUACAUGGAAGGCAAUACUGUCAGUGAAAAGACAAAUGAAACAAAUGACUGUAAAAAUAGUAAAACCAAAAUGUUGGAAAAAAAAACGAGUAAAUUAAAAAAUUUAGAUAGCAUUGAAAAAAUUGAAAAUGGUGAUGAAGAAAAAAUUGAAAAUGAUGGUUCAAUAACAAUGACAAUGGAGGAUAAUGAUGAUGGUAAAUUUGGAAUACAAAAUAAUGAUGAUGACGAUGAAGAUGAUGAUGAAAAUGAAAAUGAUGAUGAUGAUGAUGAUAAUGAUAAUGAAGAAGAGGAAGAAGAAAAAAAAAUAUCAUCAACAAGUUCAUCAUCAACGUCUGAUGAUGAAUCCGAGGCAACUUCAGAUGAUAAAACUGAAGCAUCAUUAACAAAACAAGUUUUAUUAGAGGUAGAAAAUCAAAAUGUGCCAGAUAAAAAAGAUGAACCAGCCAAAAAUGAUGACACAACUGAUGACAGUGAUAUUGAUGAUGAUCUUGUUUCAACAAUUAAUUACAAUACCAUUACAUCAUUAACAGCACUUAAAGAUAUGCUUCAAAGUUCUGGUGAAGAUUCUGAUGGUGUUGAUAGUUUUUUUCAUCAUUAUUUUUUAUCACAUGUCAAUAGAUUACCAUCGAGAAAUCAAAAUCAUAGUCCAUAUCCUUGGGGUAGAAGAUUGUCAGAGUGUCGAGAAGAAGAUGAAUAUGAAACUGAAGAAGCUAAAUCAAAUGAUAAUCAUACAAAGACUGCUGAUGUUGAAAAAAAAAAUAAAAUAACAAAUCAAGAGUCACAAGAAAAAACUGAAAGUUUGCCAUCAAAAGCAUCUAGUCCAUCAUCAUCAGAAAAAUCAAGUUCUGAAAAAAUAGAUCAAAAAUCAAAUCCAACAUCAAGUGUAUCAGAAUCAAGACCACCACCAAGUGCAUCAACUGGUUCACGUUUUACAACAACAACUGUAACAUCACCAACAUCAAAUAAACCACCAUUACGUCGUCGUCAUACUGCUGGUUCACCAAUGACAUUUCAGGCAACUGAUCCACCAAGUUAUUCAAGUAGCAUGAUAUUUUCAAAAACAAGCCCUCUACCAAGUCCUCAUAUGGAUAAAAAAUUUUUUGAUUCAAAUUUAAUUGAAAUUAAAAGUCAAGCAAGUAGUACAAGUACUUUGGAUUAUUCAUCAUCCACUGAAGACAUUUGGGUUCGACGAAUUGAUUUUGUUCAAGAACGCAAAAGACGAGAACUUGGAUCACAACCUUUGCCGACAAUUGUCACUGAAGAUACUGAUCAAAAUGGACAAAAAUCAGAUGAUCAAGGUCACAGACCACGAGCUGGUACAUGGGGUUCACAUUCACGGCCUAUUAAAAAAUCAUCUGGUAGUGCACCUGGUUCUGGUAAAACAACACCAUUACCACAUCAAUCAUCAGAUCCAAUAUCAAAUUCUUCAAGUUCAAUGAAAAUACUUGGUAGAAAAAAAUCAGGAACACGUUCAAAUUCAAAUAGUAGAAGUAAUAGUCGUAGUAAUAGUAUAGAAAGACGUAAAAGUGGUGAUGAUACGGCUAGUCCAACAAGAAAAAAUGCAUUAUUUGAUGCAUUUAGACCAAGAAGUAAAUCAGAUGCUAGUAAAACAAGAAAACCCAGUAUUAUUGCUAAUAUUAAAAGUACUGUACAGUUAUUGCACAGAGGAUCACAUGGUAGUUCAACGUCUGAUGUUAGUACAGAUAAUAAUAAUAAAACAAAUAAAGAUCACAAAGAUCAUAAAGAUCAUAAAGAUCAUAAAGAAAAGGAUCACAAGGAUAAUAAAUCAAAUAAAGAUACAUGGAACAGACCAAGAUCUGGUUCUGAAAGUAGUAGAAAUCCAGUUAGUAAAGUUAUGGAUCUUAUUAGACAUCGUAGUCAUAGUGCACUUAAUUCAGAUGAUAAAAAAAAAUCGAGAGCAGCAUCUCAGCAUCAAAAUCAACAAUCAACACAGGGUGCAAUUAGACGUGGUUCACUUGAUCCAGUGCAAAGAAGGCUUUCACUUGGACCACCAGCAAUACCUCACAGAGCUUCUGAUGCUUGUCUAGAUCCAGUUCAUGCUGCAAUUUUAUUUAGAGAUGCCAGAGGGUUACCAGUGGUGGAUCCAUUUUUGGAAAAAGUAUCACUCUCUGAUCUUGAGGAAGAUGAAUCACAAAUAUUUGUUAAAUUUUUUAAAUUUCACAAGUGUUAUGAUCUCAUACCAACAAGUGCCAAACUCGUUGUCUUUGAUACUCAUCUUCUAGUAAAAAAAGCAUUCUUUGCACUUGUCUACAAUGGAGUUAGAGCAGCACCACUUUGGGACAGUUCUAGACAACAAUUUGUUGGUAUGCUAACGAUAACUGAUUUUAUUAAAAUACUUCAAAUGUACUACACAAGUCCAACAGUGACAAUGGAUGAACUUGAAGAACACGAAUUGGCAACAUGGAGAAAAGUAUUGAGUGAUCAAGUACAUCCUCUUGUUAGUAUCAGUCCAGAUGCAUCAUUGUAUGAAGCUAUUAAAACACUGAUAAUGAAUAGAAUACAUAGAUUGCCUGUUAUUGAUCCUGAUACUGGUAAUGUUUUGUACAUUUUAACACACAAAAGGAUACUCAGGUUUUUGUUUCUCUAUAUUCAUGAAUUACCAAAACCAUCAUUUACCAAUAAAACACUCAAAGAAUUAAAAAUAGGAACAUUUGAAAAUAUUGAAACAGCAACUGAAGAAACUAGUAUAAUUUUAGCAUUAAAAAAAUUUGUUGAAAGACGAGUAUCAGCAUUGCCAAUUGUUGAUACUGAUGGUAAAUUAGUUAAUAUUUAUUCGAAAUUUGAUGUUAUUAAUUUAGCUGCUGAAAAAACUUAUAAUAAUCUUGAUGUGUCAUUGAGAGAAGCAAAUGAACAUAGAAAUGAUUGGUUUGAAGGUGUUCAAAGUUGUAAAUUAAAUGAAACAUUAUUUACUGUUAUGGAAAAAAUUGUCAGAGCAGAGGUUCACAGAUUAGUUGUUGUUGACGAUGAUGACAAAGUUAUUGGAAUUAUUUCACUUUCUGAUUUAUUAUUUUAUCUAGUUCUCAGGCCUUGUGGGGAAGACAGCACAAGUACCAAAGGUAGUUCAAUAUCAUUACGUGCUCAAGAUUCAAUAAAUUCAACAAAAGCACCAAAUGAUGAUAAUGAUGAUGAUGAUGGUAAUGGUGGUGGUGAUGAUGAGCAGGAUAAUGAUAUUGAUAAUGAUAAAAAUAAUCAACCAGCAACACCAAGCCCACCAUUGAGUCCAUCUGUAUCUCAUAUAUCAGAACCACAAACUGUACUGGCUGUUAACAAUUCACCAGAAACAACGUGGCGUGAAGUUGCUGUUUCUGGUGGUGAAUAAUUAAUUAUAUUUAAAUGUGUAUUUCAAACAACAGAAAAAAAAGAAUAUUUUUGUUUUUUUUUUAAAUUGUUAUUAUAAUUUUUUUAAAUAUUAUUUUUCAAAGUAGCAACGAACACACAUAAACCACUUACUUCUGCGCUCUUCUUAUUUGUAAAACGUGCGUCCAAUUAAUAGUUGUCGCUUAUUGUCGUCUUACAUUUUGACUGUAUAUUUUAUUAUUAUUUUUUUUUUUGCGAUAUGUCUAGUCGGUUUAUCAUUUUUUUUUUUUAUUACCGACAACAAUUGAUGAUUCAAACGGGCGUUAUUUAUUAACUUCGUAAUUGUAUAAAUGAAAUUAUAUUUAAAACAAAUAAUACAAAGUGCUUGGCUGCGUAUUGAGCUGCGAGUGAUAACAUGUAUAGAAACAAAAAAUAAAAAAAUAAAUAGUAAUAAAUAAUAAUAAUAAUAUUAAUAAUAAUAAUAAAACUUGCGCAGCAAUAUUGAUUUAUUUGUCACUGAUUUAUUGUUUUACUUUUUUUUUAUUUUUAAAUAUAUAUAACAACACUAUUGAUGGUUCAUUGAACCUGAUUGUGUUGAUCACGCAAAGCCUAAUAAAUUUUGUUAUUUAUUUUCUUUUUUUUAAUAAUAAUUAAGAGACAUUGUCAUGAUUUUUUUGACUUGUCUUGUUUACCUUUGCAUAUUAUAAAAAUUAAAAAAAGUAAAGCUUUAAUUGAUGUGAAUGGCAAUGAUUAAAAUGUAUUGACUUGUGAUAGCAUCCAUGAGGAUGAUAGUUUUUUUUUUUUUUUUUUUAAUUAUAUUUAUUGGCCAAUGAUUUAUAAUAAAAUAAAAAAAUCUAAUAAAAGGGAUUUCCCACAAAAAUAUACCAAGACGUGUAAAUAUAAUCCCAAAUUGUCUGAAUUUAAUUAUUUUUUUUUUGUUUUUUUAAAUGAAAAAUUUGUAAUUUUUAUUAAAAUAAUCGUGAUGACGAAAAGUGAAUAGAUCCAUCAUGACUCGAUAAUUUUGUUUUUUUUUUUUUUUAUAGUGUGCAGUAUGAUUAUGAAAAUAAAAAUGAAAUAUCUGUAAGAAAAAUUAAUAAAAAAAAAAAAAAGAAAAUGUAUAGUAAAAAGUCAUGGAUAAAUUUAAAAAAUUAAAAAAAUAAAAAUGGCUGUAGAAAUUAUAUUGAGCAAGUGUGUAGUCUCAUUUGAACGUUGUUUUUUUUUCGAUUUUUUUUUUUGCAUCUCUU